Zymoseptoria tritici IPO323 is the source of this 2558-nucleotide messenger RNA. RefSeq lists its product as uncharacterized. The record is from RefSeq and is a predicted model, not a curated record. The transcript is spliced from 2 exons. Gene Ontology annotation, biological process: transmembrane transport. Bases 268 to 2472 code for a protein of 734 amino acids. NCBI's taxonomy places the organism in Eukaryota, Fungi, Ascomycota, Dothideomycetes, Mycosphaerellales, Mycosphaerellaceae. Gene Ontology annotation, cellular component: plasma membrane. Gene Ontology annotation, molecular function: transmembrane transporter activity.
GACUCACCUAUUGUUUACCCUCUUCUCUCCGUCUUCUUCAACAAUUACGAAUCUAUGCAAUUUCUCCUCUCGGCUGGCACGAGGAGAUAAUACUGCACAGGGUAGCUGACCGGUCGCGACGUGCUGCAUCCGGCGUUCAGAAACAGCUUCAGAUCGCCGCUGCGGUGAAGCUCUAAGCCGCCAACUCCAACUCGACCACAGCGCAUCGCUCUAAGCACGCCGCUACACAAUCACGACCAAACUUACCGAUAUACCGCGGUCGUCGCGAUGUUCUCUGAAUAUGCCUCACGCUUUCUCCAGCAGUCCAACGCACGCCUCUCCUUCACACAACAAGACGAUCCUCGGACUCGAUCACGAAAUCCACUAGACCGACGACGGAUGGCCAGCAACUCACGAUAUGUCCAACGUCCCAGCAUGUCUUCGCAUCCAUAUCAGAAUCCGGCGUCAUCACAAUCACGCUUCCCAUUUGCGGCGAGACUUUCGCGGCAGGAUCCACAAGCUCCAUUAUUUCACAGCGCGACGGACGACUUCCACGACGAGGACGAGAGCGAUGAGCAUGAAAGAGAGGUGGCGGACUUCUACGCGCUGCAGCGGAGCAGACAGCAUUUCGGACCGAGUAAUCUAUCGGAAAGCUCUGAGUUGGAAGAGGAUGGCGUAGAAAAGUUGGAGGAGACACAGUUGGGCCAGAACCACGACAGAGAUCGAGGAAGACUCGGUGCUCCUUACCAGGCUUCGUCACGAGCAGGGAGCAGGCCCGAGUCCGAAGGCAGCGGACCAAGCGCGAAAGGGAAAGGACGGCUGGUGGAUGUCAAUCUAAACAGCACAAUUGACGAAGAACCGCCCGAGUCGCUCGCAAAUCUCUCGCCUUCUAUCGAUCCGGAACCAUUCCAGCCUUUUCGGUCUACUGGCAAGACGACUCGCUCAAGCGCAUUCAUUCCCACAGAGACGGAAGAGGCAACACAGAUGCUGCAUCCACGACCAUCUUCUCCCGACCGCGAAAGCGUGCCACCGACUGUCAUUUUACCUUCUAUCGAGCCGCCCAAGCACGAUGCAUUCUGGGGAACGUUCUUCACAAUCUCGUUUUGUACGAUGAUCGCGGCGUUCGUUCUGGUCUGGCUGCAGACUUCUCAGCCAUCUGGUAAGAAGCCACUGGGAGACACGAUCUACAGCGUGCUCAAGGGAAGCACAAAUAUGCUCAUGUGGGACACUUUGAUCGCAGUGGUGGUGGCACUCACUUGGCUGGCUCUGCUACGGAACCACGUGCGUGUUCUAAUGUUCGGCAUGAUUGUGGCUGUACCUGUCGUUCUCUUUGCGUUCUCGCUGUACCCAUUGGUCAACAGCUUCAAAGGCUCAUGGCACGGCGCCUCCAUCCAGGACCGGGCGAUGCGAUGGCUUUCAGCGGCGCCAGCUAUUAUGGCUGUAUUCUGGACUUGGAGCGUCUUGAAGAACCGACACGACCUCCAUCAGUCGAUCAAUAUCCUCGAAUUCUCGGUCAAGAUCCUGGCGGCAAGUCCAUUCCUGGUCAUGUAUGGAUUCGCAACGCUGGGUGCGGUGGUGGUAUUCGCAUGGACGUGGAUCCUCAUGUUCGAACGGGUCUUCCUCUCUGGCGCAUUUGUCAGCGGGAAAGCAGGCUUCAUCCUCAGCGCGAACAGCUGGUGGCUGGGAGCCUUCUUCGUCCUUCAGUUCCUCUGGACACUCGGCGUCAUUGCAGGAAUUCAACGCGCUACAACCGCAGCGACCGUCAGCCAAUGGUACUUCCAUCGCCUCGUGGUUCCUCAGCCGUCCAGCCGCGACGUCGUGAAGGCUAGCUUCCUCCACGCUACAGGAGCGCUGUUCGGCACAGUCUGCCUCAGCACCUUCAUCUCUCUCCUCAUUCGCCUCCCACUGAUCGUCGUUCCAGGUCGUCUGUCCGGCGUCCUCAACAUGUGCAUCUACUGGCUCAUCCCGACGAAUCUUGCCAGCCUCACGAAUCCUCUCACUCUUUCCUACGCCGCGAUCCAUUCACAACCACUUGGCAUCUCCGGUCGUGGCUUGGGACAGCUACACUUUAUCAGCCGCACCAACCCGAGCAACACACUUGGUCCUCGCAAUUUCAACCCCAGCGACCAGACCACCAGUUCUCUCCUCCCAUAUCGCCUCGCGAAACUUUUGCUGCAAGCAACUCGCUGGGUCAUGUCGUUCUCGCUCGGUUUUCUCGGCUGGGUGCGUGCCGCACACAUGAUUCAGAUCGACGGCGGCAUCCGCGGCAGUCUUUAUGCGUACGUCGUGGGUCUGUAUGCCGGCACGAUAGGUUUCGCGAUUCUGGGCGUGGUGGAGAAUGUGGUGGGCUGCGUGCUGGAUGCGACGGUCAUUUGCUGGGCGAGUGAGUCUGCCGGUGGAAGGGGAGAGGCGAGGUUCUGUCGCGAGGCGGGCGAGCUAUUUGGGACUGAGGAGAGGUUCAGUCUUGGAGAUCGUGGCGCGGGGAUGGUAUGAAGGAGGAGGAGUGGUUCUUACAAUGCAUACCCGGUGGCUUUGCCGGAGGAUUGGAUAGGAGAAUACGGAAUGAGCCAGGGUGGAAG